AUGCUUAUUGCCAACAGCACUGUGUUCAUGCCCUCUAUACUGACAUUCAUUGGAAUCCCUGGUCUGGAACCUGUUCAGUGUUGGAUUGGGAUUCCAUUCUGUGCUAUGUACAUCAUUGCUUUGAUUGGAAAUACUCUACUUCUGAUCAUCAUCAAAGCUGAAAGAAGCCUCCACGAGCCCAUGUACAUCUUCCUGGCCAUGCUAGGAGCCACAGACAUUGCACUUAGCACCAGCAUUGUGCCUAAGAUGCUUGGGAUUUUUUGGUUUCACUUGCCAGAGAUCUAUUUUGAUGCUUGUCUCUUUCAGAUGUGGCUCAUCCACACAUUCCAGGGUAUUGAAUCAGGAGUCUUGCUGGCUAUGGCUCUGGACCGCUAUAUAGCCAUCUGCCAUCCCCUUAGGCAUUCUACCAUAUUCAAUAGUCAAGUCAUCACUCAUAUAGGAAUUGGGAUGACAUUGAGGCCUGCCAUUCUAGUAAUCCCAUGCCUUCUGCUCAUAAAGUGUCGUCUGAAAAUAUACCGAAGCAAGUUAAUAUCACACACUUACUGUGAACACAUGGCUGUUGUGAAGCUUGCUACUGAAGAUGUUUACAUCAAUAAGUUCUAUGGCCUCUUUGGGGCUUUCAUUGUUGGUGGGUUUGACUUCAUUUCAAUCACCCUCUCCUAUAUCCAAAUAUUUAUCACAGUUUCCCACCUGCCCCAAAAAAAGGCUCGUCUUAAGGCAUUUAAUACAUGUAUUCCCCACAUAUGUGUCUUCUUCCAGUUCUAUCUCCUUGCUUUUUUCUCCUUUUUCACUCACAGAUCUGGAUCUCAUAUCCCAUCAUCUAUACAUAUCACUUUGUCCAUUCUGUAUCUACUACUUCCACCUUUUCUAAACCCCUUUGUCUAUGGUGUGAAGACCAAGCAGAUUCGAGAUCAGGUAGUAAAAAUAUUCUAUUCCAAAGACAAAGGUUGA
This is a messenger RNA of Orycteropus afer afer, 951 nucleotides long. RefSeq names its product olfactory receptor 52A5-like. Gene Ontology annotation, biological process: G protein-coupled receptor signaling pathway. Bases 1 to 951 code for a protein of 316 amino acids. Gene Ontology annotation, molecular function: G protein-coupled receptor activity; olfactory receptor activity. The transcript has a single exon. The record is from RefSeq and is a predicted model, not a curated record. NCBI's taxonomy places the organism in Eukaryota, Metazoa, Chordata, Mammalia, Tubulidentata, Orycteropodidae. Gene Ontology annotation, cellular component: membrane.